UGAGCGGCUGACGCGCCUCGUCAUCGACAGCGAACUGGAGGACCCGGCCAUCAUGCAGGCCGUGCACACCAGGGAUCCCCCGCAGCAGCCUGGAGGGCUCAAUUCCAGCAUCUGGGACAGCUCGGCCAUGCUGCGGCACAUCCGGGGGCCACUCCUCGCUCAGGAGAUGCCCUCGGUGUCCGUGCUGGAUUAUGCCCUGCCCCAGCGGCCUCCGCAGGCUCGGGAUGAGGAGCGGGAUCCCUCGGAGCGGGCGCUGCCCCGGCGCUCCUCCUCCCCCAUCAUCGGGAGCCCCCCUGUCCGGGCCAUUCCCAUCGGGACCCCCCCCAAACAGGCUGCCAUCCCCAACUUCAACCAGCAGAUCCUGUGUCCCAAGCCUGUCCAUAUCCGAGCUACCAUGCAGCAGCGUUAUCCCGCUCCCUAUGGAGAGAGGAUGUCCCCCAACCAGCUCUGCAAUGUUCCGAAUUCCUCCCUCCUGGGCCACCCGUUCCCCCACAGCGUCUCUCCCGUCCUCACACACCUGCAGAGAGCCCAGCUGCUUGGAGGAGCCCAGGCCGGCCGAAUGUCCCCCAGCCAGUUUGCCCGCGUGUCCGGGCUGGUGGGGACCAGCACCGGAGCCUCAACGGCUCCGGGGGGGACCGAGGGGGCCACCGGAGCAGCCAUCAGGAGCAGAUCCGUAAGGAUCCCUACGCCAACCUCAUGCUGCAGCGGGAGAAGGACUGGGUGUCCAAGAUCCAGAUGAUGCAGCUGCAGAGCACUGAUCCCUACCUGGAUGAUUAUUAUUAUCAGAAUUACUUCCAGAAGCUGGAGAAGUUGGCAGCAGCCGAGGAAGUGCAUGGUGACGGCCCCAAGAAGGAGCGCACUAAACUCAUCACCCCUCAGGUGGCCAAGCUGGAGCACACCUACAAGCCAGUGCAGUUUGAGGGCUCGCUGGGAAAGCUCACCGUCUCCAGUGUCAACAACCCUCGGAAGAUGAUCGACGCCGUGGUGACGUCCCGCAGCGAGGAUGAUGAGACAAAGGAGAAGCAGGUUCGGGAUAAGAGGCGACAGACGCUCGUCACCAUUGAGAAGACGUACAGCCUCCUCCUGGACGUGGAGGACUACGAGCGCCGCUACCUCCUGAGCCUGGAAGGGGAGCGGCCAGCCCUGAUGGAGGAGAGGAAGCAGAAGAUCUGUGACAUGUAUGACAAUCUGAGGGGGAAGGCACCAGGGCAGGACAGGCCGAGUGAUGACCACUUCAUGCAGAUCAUGUGCAUCCGGAAAGGAAAGCGCCUGGUGGCCCGGAUCCUGCCCUUCCUGGCUCCAGAGCAAGCGGCCGACGUGCUCAUGGCCACGGCCAGGAACCUGCCCUUCCUCAUCAAGAAGGAUGCUCAGGAUGAGGUGCUUCCCUGCCUCUUGAGGCCCUUUUCCCAUGUCCUCUACCACCUUCCCUUGGGAACAGUCACCAGCCUUGUGCAGCAGCUCACCAACCUACCUCAGAGCGCCGCCGCUCCCACCAACCUGCACCUCACUGCUGUGCUCCAAAACAAGUUUGGUCUGUCCCUGCUGUACCUGGUCCUGAGCCGAGGGGAGGAAUUGCAGAGCUCAGACACAAACACAGAGCUGAUGCAGGACAACCAAUGGACGGAGCUGAUGCUGAUGGCGACCCGGGAGCUGCUGCGGAUCCCUCAGGGAGCCUUGGCAAAGCCCGUGUCGAUCCCCUCCAACCUGAUCUCCCUCUUCUCCCGCUACGUUGACCAGCAGAAGCUGAACCUGCUGGAGACGAAAUUGCACUUAGUGCAGGGGAUCCGGUAGAUCUCCGUGGCUCCUCGCCACCACUGGAAUGUUCCAGAGGAAGGAAGGAAGGAUGGAAGGAAGGAAGGAAGGAAGGAUGGAGGGCACACGGUUCACCCCACACCUCCCCCGACGCUCGGCCUGGCACAUGGGGCGCAUCCGCCCCCCAAUCCCUGGAUCAGCAGGAAGAGGGGGAUGUUUGGCUGCUCCCCCCUUUCCCACAAAGUGCUGCCUUUCCCUGCAGCUCCCAAUUUCCCCACGACUCCCUCUGCACCCCCAGAAACUGCUGCUUCCCCCCAAACACACACACACACCCCUCACACACCCACGCACACUACUGAGGAUCCCGGGGAGCCCCUCGCUCCACAUCCACGGCCAGGGGUUCUCUGCUCAUUCCCUGCUCCUUCUGCAGCCCUUCCCACAAGCACUGAGCUCUGCUUCCUGCCCUUCCCCACACUUCACACACUUGUUUCGCACACUCGCCUCGUCUUCCCAAAAUUCGGCUCCUUCCCUCCCCCCGGGAUCAGCCCAGCAGCUCCGGGGUGGGGGGCACAGCCGGGUCUCUGUCCCCUCCGGAUCAGAUCCGGGUGGCUUCAGCUGUGCUGCUCCUCGGGAAGGUGGUUGUGGUGGUUGGGGGAUAAAUUUAAUUUUUUUUUUUUUUUUUUUUUUUUUUUUAAAAAGAAAAAAAAAAACCAAGAGAUUUGCACAUGUAGGGAUUUUACACCCCAGAAUUCCUCCUGGCAUUAACCAGCCCCUUCCUCUGCUCNCCCCAUCCCU
Molecule: messenger RNA, 2547 nt
Organism: Zonotrichia albicollis (white-throated sparrow)
Lineage: Eukaryota; Metazoa; Chordata; Aves; Passeriformes; Passerellidae
Source: RefSeq, a predicted model, not a curated record